Messenger RNA from Monodelphis domestica (gray short-tailed opossum), 1214 nucleotides. The record is from RefSeq and is a predicted model, not a curated record. NCBI's taxonomy places the organism in Eukaryota, Metazoa, Chordata, Mammalia, Didelphimorphia, Didelphidae.
CUCACUCAUUCUCUCUUUUCCUUUAUAGCUCAGCCCCUUGCUUGAAAACAGUAGCCUUGGCUCUGACUAUUCUGGAUGCAGGCUGACCAUGCUGAGGCCCGUACAGAAUGGGACAGCAACCGAAUUCCUGUGUGGCCACUGGAAAACUCCCACCACCCCUAGCCUGGACAGGAAGAAGAUUUACUGGGAGCUGAGCAAUCAGACCCAAGGUAUCACCAGGCUGGGUGCCUAUACCCUGGACAAUAAGAGCCUCUAUCUCGAUGGAUACAGCUAUCAGAUGAAUCUUUCCUCCUCCACAAGUGCUGGAGGUCCCAACUUUGAGCCUUUCACACUGAAGUUCACCAUCACCAACAUGAGGUACACAGCAGACAUGGGGGAAAGGGGCUCCAGCAUAUUCAUCUCCACUGAGAGAGUGCUGCAGCGCCUGCUCAGUUCCUUGUUUGAAAAGAGCAGCCUUGGCUCUCAGGAUUUUGCAAGCAAAUUGACCUUACUGAGGCCUAUGAAGGAGGGAAGAGCAACCCUAGUUCAUUUCACUUGCAUCCAUCGGAGAGAUCCUGCCAGCCCUGUCCUAGAUAGAGAAAAAAUUUACUGCGAGUUGAGCUAUCUGACCUGGAGCAUCACCAGGCUGGGCCCCUACACAUUAGAGAAGGAUAGCCUCUACCUCAAUGGUUACAAUCAUUUGGCCGUGGCCCCCACCAAAAUGCCACCAGACCCAGCAGUAGCACCUGGUUGUCCCCUGUGGGCCACAGAGCCUGGAGGCUCCCAAGCUGCUAGUUUAAGCUUCCAGGCUUUCACCACCAUUCCCGAGGUGCUGUACACAGAAGAUAUGCAUCUUUCUGGAUCUGACAAGUUCAACUUCACCAAAAGAACCCUGCAGCAACCUUUGAAGAAUGGCUCAGAAACUGGAGUGAGUUGCCUGUACACACACAAGAGAAAUGUUAGAAGUUCAUUCAGAGACCAAGAGAAGGUUUACUGGGAUGCAAAAAGAGCAUUUCACUAAGCUGGGCUUUUCCUCCUCCCUUGAAAGAGACAGUCUACUCAAUGAUGAGGAGCACAACAGAAUCCCAAGCUCUUUCCUCUAUCCUCAUGCUACUUUCCCCUCCUCCUGCUAAAUUUCCAUUCUGAUUCUGACCUUAAUGUUCUCUCAAAGAUUCAUUAUUUCUCAAUACCCUUUUAUUACACCAAACACAGAAAAUAAACCAUGCCCCUAUCUA